This is a messenger RNA of Fusarium redolens, 573 nucleotides long. RefSeq lists its product as uncharacterized. Gene Ontology annotation, molecular function: acyltransferase activity, transferring groups other than amino-acyl groups. NCBI's taxonomy places the organism in Eukaryota, Fungi, Ascomycota, Sordariomycetes, Hypocreales, Nectriaceae. The transcript has 2 exons. The coding region runs from base 1 to 573 and encodes 190 amino acids. The record is from RefSeq and is a predicted model, not a curated record.
AUGUCACAAAUUGCCCUGCCUCAUAUUCCCUCUAUUGUUCCUAUCUCCGAGCGCGAUUUCCCAAUAUUAACGGAAUUCAUCUACUCCUCCAAACUCAGUCUCGCGAUUAAUAGCUUCCUUUAUGAAGACUGGCCUAACGAAGCUACCCAGAAGCCAAUUUACAGACAAGCUGUAGAGUCGUCGUUCAGCAACCUGGCAUCCCUCUGCCUCAAAGCUGUUCAUCAAGAGUCCGGUGAUAUCAUUGGAUAUCUCGUCCUCACGCGCAAACGCCCUGGAGAAGGCAGCUCUCCGGAGGAAGAAAGCACCGCUGGCCAAGACGUCCUAGAAAUGAUGAACGCAGAAGUCUUUUCUACAGUUGCACAAGCAGCGAAUAAGAUUAGUGAGGAGACAGAUCAGCUUGACCGCCUUGAAUUGGCAUUUAUUUACAUCAAACCUUCGCAUCGCAAGCAAGGCAUUGGCCUACUGCUAAUGCGGGACGCUUUGUCGAGGGCGAAGCAGAAGGCGGAGUCCUGUAUAUUUGCUCUGAGCCGACUGUCUAUGAAUUCUACAACAAGACAGGAUUCCAAGAUGUAG